CUUACGCAGCCACUGGAGAGGGAAAAAAACGCACGAGCGUUCCCGAGACGUCUCCGAGCUUCUGCAAAAAGCGAGAUCUUAAGAAACCGAGAAUGCCAAAUUCAACUGGUUCCACUUCCUCCACCAAAAGCCUGAGGAGAGCAGGCUCUGAACUGGAGCGCUCCGACUCCACCACGUCUCAGCGCUUCGUGGGGCGCAGGCAGAGUCUGAUCGAGGACGCGCGCAAGGAGAGGGAAGCGGCGGAAGCGGCGGCGGCUGCAGAAGCAGCGGAGGCCAACGAGCACAUCGUGUUUGAAGAGGACGACGGGAAAGCGCUUCUCAACCUCUUCUUCACCCUCAGAGGCUCCAAAAGCCCGGCUCUCUCUCGCACUCUCAAGGUCUUCGAGACAUUUGAAGCCAAGAUGCACCAUCUUGAGACCAGAGUGAGCCGUAAACCUAAAGAUGGCCUGCAGGACUUGGAAUAUUUUGUCCGCUGUGAAGUUCAUCUGUCAGAUGUAAAUACGCUCGUGAGCUCUUUGAGAAGGAUUGCAGAUGACGUCAGAACCACUAAAGAGGUGAAAUUUCACUGGUUCCCGAAGAAAAUUGCAGAACUGGAUAGAUGCCAUCACCUGGUGACAAAAUUUGAUCCAGAUUUGGAUCAGGAUCAUCCUGGAUUCACAGACCCUUUGUACAGAAAACGACGAAAACAGAUUGGGGAUAUAGCUUUCAAAUAUAAGCAUGGGGAAACUAUCCAGAGGGUGGAGUACACUGAAGAGGAAAUUGAAACUUGGCGAGAGGUGUACUCUACACUCAGAGAUCUGUACACCACCCAUGCGUGUAAUGAGUAUUUAGAGGCUUUUAGGCUGCUGGAGAGACACUGUGGUUACAGCCCUAAUAGCAUCCCUCAACUGGAGGAUGUCUCAAGCUUUCUAAAAGAGCAUACAGGGUUCCAGUUAAGGCCUGUGGCAGGACUUUUGUCAGCACGAGACUUUCUUGCCAGUCUUGCAUUCCGUGUGUUCCAGUGUACGCAGUAUAUUCGGCAUUCCUCUUCUCCAAUGCACUCCCCUGAACCGGACUGUGUACAUGAACUCCUGGGUCAUGUUCCUAUGCUGGCUGAUAAAUCAUUUGCUCAAUUUUCCCAGAACAUUGGACUUGCCUCUCUUGGUGCCUCAGAGGAUGACAUUGAGAAAUUGUCAACACUUUAUUGGUUCACAGUGGAGUUUGGACUCUGUAAGCAGGGAGAUACAGUGAAAGCUUAUGGAGCAGGUCUUCUUUCCUCCUACGGAGAGCUAGUGCAUGCACUUUCAGAUGAGACAGAGAGACGAGAGUUUGACCCAGAUAUAGUAGCUGUGCAGCCAUACCAAGAUCAGUCCUACCAGUCCAUUUAUUUUGUGUCUGCAAGUUUUGAUGAUGCUAAAGAUAAACUGAGAAUGUAUUCGAUGGGGAUCAAGAGGCCAUUUUCAGUGAGGUUCGACCCAUAUACAAACAGCAUUGAAGUUCUUGACAACCCACUGAAGAUCAGGGGAGGACUAGAAUCAGUGAAAGAUGAACUGAAGGUCCUGACAGAUGCCCUGAAUGUACUGGCCUGAGUUUACGAGUUCAUGCCACCCAUUGCCCUGAUCCUAAAUGUUCACCCUGUGGCAUCUUCUUUCCAGUGUGUCUCAUGUGUACUUUUCUGCUAAUGAUGUUGCUUAAAACAAACAAACAACAUACAAACAAACAAACAAACAAACAAAAAACUGACCUCCUGCUAGAAUUUGUUUCCAAAGAUCUCACUGGAUGUGACUAAUUUCUUGUGUCAAAAUAGCUCAUAUUAAGAUUAUUGGAAACAAUAUAAAAUAUAUAAAUUAUUAGAAUUAAUAUAUGAACAGUUUAAUGUAUGAACAGUGCUUAAUUAAAAAUUUGGGUAUUUUCAAUACAUAAUGUGAAUUCUACUUGCUUACAGAUAAUGAACACUGCCUCGUUUCUCUUUCUCCAUUUGUGAAUGUAUCUAAAAUUACUGAGAAAAGAAGUAAAAUCUGUUCCAGUGCCCUAGUGAUGAUGUCAUUAUUUUGCAAGUGGAUGUGCUUUUAUAUUGCAGUGGAUGACAGCAAACAACAUUUGCUCGAGUGCUGCUAAUACAACAGCAAAAUCAACAAGAUAUACAAUUAAACUAUUUGUAUUGGUCUCUUAACAUUUCUGUCAAGUCCAGAGUUUACUGUCUAAGCUACCAAGAAUUUCCUAAUAAUAUUACAGUUAACUUUCUUAAAAAAUGGUAAAUGAAAACAAAAUGUUUGUAAUUAAGUGUUAAGGUAAAACUGGACCAUUGUUAAAAUGUUGCUCCUAUUGAACAUCA
Silurus meridionalis is the source of this 2314-nucleotide messenger RNA. RefSeq names its product tyrosine hydroxylase (gene th). The record is from RefSeq and is a predicted model, not a curated record. Gene Ontology annotation, cellular component: cytoplasm; axon; perikaryon. Gene Ontology annotation, biological process: dopamine biosynthetic process from tyrosine. Gene Ontology annotation, molecular function: iron ion binding; tyrosine 3-monooxygenase activity. The transcript has 13 exons. NCBI's taxonomy places the organism in Eukaryota, Metazoa, Chordata, Actinopteri, Siluriformes, Siluridae. The coding region runs from base 93 to 1568 and encodes 491 amino acids.